GAAUAUGUGAAGGUCAAUUUAGAAUCAAUGAAAUUAGAGGUUGUUCUUAUUUUUAUGGUUCUGAAGCUGUAAGUAGAUUUUUAGAAAGAAAUAAAUUAAUAUCUAUCAUUAGAGCACAUGAAGCUUAAUUAGAUGGAUAUAAAAUGCAUAGAUGAGAUGGAGGUUAAGAUUUUCCAAUGGCAAUUACAAUAUUUUCAGCUCCAAAUUAUUGCGAUGUUUAUAAAAAUAAAGGAGCUGUCAUUAAAUUUCAAGUAUUUUAAAUAUCAAAAUGAUAGAAUAACGAUUUGAAUAUACAAUAAUACAAUUAUAACUCACAUCCUUAUUUGCUACCAAAUUUUAUGGAUAUAUUCACAUGGUCAAUUCCUUUUGAUGCUGAAAAAGGUAGAAUUUAUAUUAUAUUAUAUUAUAAUUAGUUACCGGAGUAUUAUUUCAUAUCAUAUAACCAAGGGAUGGCGAAGCAAUUGAUGAGAUUGUGAUGAAGAAGAUAUUGCAAAAUUAAAGAAUUAGUUGGUGAUUAAUAAUAAAAGAAUA
Molecule: messenger RNA, 531 nt
Organism: Paramecium sonneborni
Lineage: Eukaryota; Ciliophora; Oligohymenophorea; Peniculida; Parameciidae
Source: the annotation of a GenBank genome assembly